This is a messenger RNA of Penicillium verrucosum, 1344 nucleotides long. RefSeq lists its product as uncharacterized. The record is from RefSeq and is a predicted model, not a curated record. The coding region runs from base 1 to 1344 and encodes 447 amino acids. Lineage: Eukaryota; Fungi; Ascomycota; Eurotiomycetes; Eurotiales; Aspergillaceae. The transcript is spliced from 2 exons.
AUGGCCAGUGACAAGAGAUUCCAGCGGACUGUGCAAGCUGUUGCAGAAGCUGUGCAAAUAUUUGCUACUGGAACAUUCGACUUUGCAGAGAGCAUCAAACAGAUAUGGGGACCGCAGACCCAGCCGGAUGCAGUGGAGACAUCGAACCACCUGCCGAUGGAGGGCAUACAGGAUGUCCGAGUGGCUGACCAACUUCGAGACAGAACACCAGUAUCCCAAGAUGGAGAUCAACUAGCGAUCAACUCCUAUAGUCAUCCGCCGUCUAUGACCUUGUAUGAUGGGGAGGGGGCGCUAGAAGUCCCUCUUGAAGCAAUCGUUCCACUGGAUAUGUCAAACACGCAACUCUCCAAUGAUAUGGACGCAGUAGCUAGGUCCCUCGAUGACGCUGUCAGAAGCUGCUACGAGUGCUUUGCGCGCUGGCAAGACGAAAGCCCAUUCCCAUCUUGUCUUCUUCCUGCGCUAGUGGCGCCGCCAUGUGAAUACUGCACGCGCAUGCAGAUUAAAUGUAAAAUGGCAAGUUGCACGAUGGGCAAUAUAAUUCCAGCGGAAGAGAUGAGGAAGAUGAUGCAACGCAAAAGAGAAGCGCGUCUUCAUCUUGCCUCACAAAAUGGCAAUGCCCCAAUGAAAAACGAGCGCUUCGAAGAUUUAGCGUACGAGACAUCCGAACCGCUCGGAAUGCCCUUAUCAUCCCCAAUUGUGGACGUACCGCAGCAGCAGGUCGGUUCAAAGCGAGCAUAUCAUGAUAUUGACGAGCAGCAACCUAUGUUCAAACGGCAGCGGUUACAGGAAUUGCAGCGAGGAAUAGUUCGGAAAAUAUCCGGAGGAAAAUGGGUUCAGCGAGAGGAACAAGAUGACCACGCAGCAGCGGCGGAAAACGGAGAGUCUUCAUCAUCAUCGGUAUCUUCGUUGCCAUCUGGAAGGGAAGCGUCGCAGGUUAAAAUGGCAACGAAUAGACAAGAAAGCUCGCCUAUCGAAACUUCAGAUCUGUUGCCAGUCGCGUAUAAAGUGACAGGCGAAAACGUGACACGCCUAGAGGGAGAAAACGAUGGAUCCUCGUCUUUCACGCAGAAAGAACCAGUGGAGGAUUCAUCAUCAGAAGAGGAUGACUCCUCCUCCUCCGAAGAAUCUUCGGACGAAGAGUCAGAGGACGAAUCUGAAGAGCAAAUAAAGCACCAGCUGGCACCAGAGGCAUUCUCGCAAGAGGAACGCGAAAGGAUUAUGAAAGAAGCUAUCCCUACCGAUGAUAUUGAGUCCGGAUCAUCCUCGUCUUCAUCGGAGGACGAAUCCUCGGAGGAAGAGUCAGAGGACGAAUCUUCCGAAGAAGACUCGGAGACGGAGACAUAG